CUUGUAUCUUCAGAUUGAGCAAAAUCUAGUUUGUUUUCGUUUAUGGUCUAGUAAGAUGCUAGAGAAGUGAGGGUACAGAAGUGCUAUUUCUAGGCACUUUUUGCUUUAUGGGUCUACAAGUGUGAGCAUUUGAAAAAAAGUUCCUCUUCACAGCCAGUCUUCCAAGUAGGUGUGUGGUGAGAUUGGGAUGUCUUUCCAUUUGAAAUUGUGAGUUCUUAGUUCAACAGCUGUAUAUUCUCUGAAGUGGAACAUAAAACAGUUGUAUAUUUUUUUGGCACUACAUAAUUGCCAAAGAAUAUUUCUGGGAACAACUAAUCAUUAUUUCCUUUUGCAAGUGCAAUAGUUUUGCUCACCCAUUGUUUAAAGAACAAAUUGUUUUAAUUCUCUGAUCCAAAGGUCAGAAUAUUGUUGCCUCCUUUUUAUUAGACAGACUGCCACAGUUGCCUUAAGCCAUAAUCAGUUUGGUUGGUAUGAUGAAGUAACUUCUUAAAAUUACUUAAUUCUUUACAGUCUUAUAUCAAUCGCUUCUUUACCGAAAGCUUCCCCAGAGCAGAUUACGUAGAUGAGCAGCUACCCUUAGCCUUGCACUUAAAGAAAACAAAAAUGGAAAGGGGACAGAGUUGUGGGGAGAAACGCAGUUAAGGCACCAAUCCUCCAUGAUUCAGCAGGUCCUGAGAAUUGUUAUCUGCAUUUGCUGCUACUACCAGCUGGGCUGGAAUCGCUUUUCCAUCUCAAGAGAGGGUCUUGUAACCAACUGCCUUAUGAGUUUCAGCAAUAGGACUGUUCAGUUUUCCAGUGGUGAUGAUGUCAUCAGGGCCUUAUCUGCAGUGGCAGAAGUGUCAUGAAACGGAGAGAUUCUAGCAAGACCCCAGAAAGUGAAGAGCCAGCUCUGUGAGGCUACCUGUUGAAAUAUUUCAGCCAUGACUAAAAGAGAAGCAGAAGAGCUAAUUGAAAUUGAAAUUGAUGGUACUGAGAAACAAGAGUGCACUGAAGAAAGCAUUGUUGAACAAACAUACACCACUGCUGAAUUUGUGAGUCAGGCUAUUGAUAUCAAUGAACCUGUUGGAAAUCUGAAAAAACUACUUGAACCAAGACUUCAGUGUUCUUUGGAAGCACAUGAAAUUUGUCUACAGGAUAUACAGCUGGACCCGGAUCGUAGUCUCUUUGAUCAAGGUGUCAAAACAGAUGGAACAGUGCAACUUAGUGUCCAAGUAAUAUCAAGGCAAGGAAUAGAACCAAAAUUAAACAUCCUUGAAAUUGUAAAGCCAGUGGAAACUGUUGAGGUAGUGAUUGACCCAGAUGCUCACCAUACUGAAACUGAGGCUCAUCUUGUUGAAGAAGCUCAAGUGAUAACACUAGAUGGAACCAAACAUAUAACCACCAUAUCUGAUGAAACAUCUGAACAAGUAACUCGCUGGGCAGCAGCUUUAGAAGGCUACCGUAAAGAACAAGAACGCUUAGGAAUACCUUAUGACCCUGUGCAAUGGUCAACUGACCAAGUACUUCACUGGGUAGUAUGGGUGAUGAAGGAGUUCAGUAUGACGGAUAUAGACCUAAAUACUCUUAGCAUUCCUGGGAGAGAAUUGUGCAGCCUCAGCCAAGAAGACUUCUUCCAAAGGGUCCCUCGGGGAGAAAUCCUUUGGAGCCACCUUGAACUUCUUCGAAAAUAUGUGCUGGCUAGCCAGGAACACUCUGGAGAAAUAGCAACAGUUACUAUUGAUCAACCUGUUCAAAUUAUUCCAGCUUCUGUACAGCCUUCUACUCCAACCACUAUUAAAGUCAUAAACAGUAGCACAAAACCAGCUAAAGUGCAGAGAGCACCAAGGAUUUCAGGAGAAGAUAGAAGUUCACCUGGUAACAGAACAGGAAAUAAUGGCCAGAUCCAAUUAUGGCAGUUCUUGCUUGAGCUUCUCACUGAUAAAGAUGCUCGUGAUUGCAUUUCAUGGGUUGGUGAUGAAGGAGAGUUCAAACUAAAUCAGCCAGAGCUAGUUGCACAGAAAUGGGGACAGCGUAAAAAUAAGCCUACUAUGAACUAUGAAAAACUGAGUCGUGCUUUACGGUAUUACUAUGAUGGAGAUAUGAUAUGCAAAGUACAAGGCAAGAGGUUUGUCUACAAAUUUGUCUGUGACUUGAAGACUCUCAUUGGAUACAGUGCUGCAGAAUUGAACCGGUUGGUCACAGAGUGUGAGCAAAAGAAACUGGCAAAGAUGCAGCUCCAUGGAAUUGCACAACCGGUCACAGCAGUUGCAUUGGCUACAGCAUCUCUACAAACAGAAAAAGAUAACUAAGUACCAGGACCGAAAAGCUUGGAAGCAUAAGGCCUUUAUUGUAUACUGAGCAGUUUCUGGUCUUAAAAUGGGAACUUCUAUUCUUCAGCAGUUCAAUAUGCAUGGUUUUUCUACAGAUGACUAAGACUCCCAUAAAUUUGGAUCUUUUUCACUGAAAGAUAUAUAUUUUGUGUUUAGAAUGUUGAGGGGAUUGUACAGAUUCUUCUCCAACACGAACACAUCUGUUGCAACCAGUCUGGGAUUGGUAAGAAAACCCAAAAUCAGUUGGUACUCUUUGUGAAGACCAACAGAUAAUUCCCACCACCACCAUUAAAAGAAACUGAAGCAUUUACACAAUAUAAACAGUUAAUAAUUUGAAUUUAGUUCUGAGCACUUCUGUCUUUAAGCUACCAGAUGGGAUGUAAUAUAUUUCCAGAAACAGAGCAGCUGUUAACCAUGCUCAUUAUUAUGUAAGCAUGCAGAGUUGUAAAAAACUGAAAAGUACCAUGCUUGUAAUGUGAUCUCUGUUUAUUAGCAAAAGAAGUGUAAUAUAGGCAGAACUGAAGAUCAUUAACAAAGAAAGAGAUCCAAGUUUAAGACCUUCAAGGUCAAAACCCAAUUAUGAGUAUUUUGAUACAGUAUGUAGAUAAUAUGCAUAUUUGAGGGGAAAUGCUUAAUUAUCUUGAGAGACUACUGAGCUUAAUGUGUGGCACAAAAAAGAGUUUCCACAUUUUUCCUCUUAGGAGAUUAAACACUUGAAAUUCUGUCUCUCAUCCAAAGAAUAGGGUUUGCUUUCUUUUAUUCUACACUGCAGAGUAUAUCAGUUGAUUCUGUUUGUACUUGCACUGUAGUUGACUUUGAACUGAAGACUUAGGUUAAUCACAGAGAGAAGCCCCUUCCUAUUCAGAAAUGAGAUGAACUGCAGCUAUACUGAUUAGAAAUGAAGUCUGACUUCCUUAUGUUAUAUAGAUUACCAUAUUAAAUUAAAAAUUCAGGGGGUUUUAAGUUACAGUACUUGGUUUCCAAACUGUUAUUUUUGGUGCUUUGGAAAGAAAAGGGUGUGUAUUCAAUCUAAACAAAAUGUAGUUCGGUGAGUUAAUAUUUUUAAGCAUUAUCCAGAUUAAACACAGAGAUACUGGUAGUAGUGCAUUGCUAGCCCCUGCAUAUUCUCCAUUAUAAUAUUUUUGAUACCAUAUAAAACCUGGAAAGCAGAUUCAUGGUAUACAUUUGUCUCCUUCUCUUCAUCUGCCGUUUGUGUGAUAUGUUUUGAAAGCAGGCUUUUUAUUGAAUCAUAAUUAAAAGAACAAAGCUAUUGCAA
This is a messenger RNA of Pogona vitticeps (central bearded dragon), 3585 nucleotides long. RefSeq names its product GA binding protein transcription factor subunit alpha (gene GABPA). NCBI's taxonomy places the organism in Eukaryota, Metazoa, Chordata, Lepidosauria, Squamata, Agamidae. Gene Ontology annotation, cellular component: nucleus. Gene Ontology annotation, molecular function: sequence-specific DNA binding; DNA-binding transcription factor activity, RNA polymerase II-specific. Gene Ontology annotation, biological process: cell differentiation; regulation of transcription by RNA polymerase II. The record is from RefSeq and is a predicted model, not a curated record.